Molecule: messenger RNA, 1272 nt
Organism: Gymnogyps californianus (California condor)
Lineage: Eukaryota; Metazoa; Chordata; Aves; Accipitriformes; Cathartidae
Gene: GPR83
Product: G protein-coupled receptor 83
Exons: 4
Coding region: 1-1272 (423 amino acids)
Biological process (GO): neuropeptide signaling pathway
Cellular component (GO): membrane
Molecular function (GO): neuropeptide Y receptor activity
Source: RefSeq, a predicted model, not a curated record
AUGUUGUCCUGUUUCGUCUGGCUCUCCCUCCCCGACCUGGUUAACCCCUUUGCGACCCCAGGAAAGUUGCCCGUUAAUGGGAGCCUGGAGAAGACUUUUGUAAUCCCGAACAUCUCAGGUUUCUUUUCCUGGGAUAACGACAGCCUGGCUGACUGGCAGAGCUUUGUGGGCAGGAGCCGGUACGGAGCGGAGUCGCAGAGCGUCACAGUGAAAGCCCUGCUCAUCGCGGCGUACUCCUUCAUCAUUGUCUUCUCCCUCUUUGGCAACUUCCUGGUCUGUCACGUCGUCAUCAAGACCAAGCGCAUGCACUCCGCCACCAGCUUGUUCAUUGUGAACCUGGCUGUAGCCGAUAUCAUGAUCACGCUCCUCAACACGCCUUUUACACUGGCUCGUUUUGUGAACAGUACCUGGAUAUUCGGGAAGGGGAUGUGCCAUGUCAGUAGGUUUGUGCAGUAUUGCUCCCUCCACGUCUCUGCCUUGACCCUCACAGCCAUUGCCGUGGACAGGCACCAGGUUAUAAUGCACCCUCUGAAACCUCGCAUAUCUACUGCAAAAGGUGUUAUCUACAUCUCUGUAAUCUGGAUCAUGGCAACUUGUUUUUCCCUACCACAUGCUAUCUACCAAAAACUCUUUACCUUUGAAUACAGUGAGGAGGUUACCCGGUGCCUGUGUCUGCCGGAUUUCCCCGAGCCUGCUGACCUCUUUUGGAAGUACCUCGACUUAACAACCUUCAUUUUGCUCUAUGUCCUGCCCCUUCUGAUCAUCUCUGCUGCCUACAUGACAGUGGCCAAGAAACUCUGGCUGCGCAAUGUCAUCGGGGACGUCACCACUGAGCAGUACUUCGCGCUUCGCAAAAAGAAUAAGAAGACCAUAAAGAUGCUGAUGCUUGUUGUCAUCCUCUUUGCAGUCUGCUGGUUCCCCUUGAAUUGCUACGUUGUCCUCCUCUCCAGCCAGACCAUCCACACCAACAAUGCCCUGUACUUCUCCUUUCACUGGUUUGCAAUGAGCAGCACCUGCUACAACCCCUUCAUCUACUGCUGGCUCAAUGACAGCUUCCGAUCAGAACUGAAGGCUUUGCUCAACAUGUGCAGAAAACCUCCCGGGCCCACAGAACAGAGGCUUCCCUCCACGGUCCCAUCCUACCGCCUGGCUUGGCCAGAAAAUGGCAACUUCAAGAGGUUGCAGGCCUCCCAUGUCCUUCCAUCAGCCUCCAACAUCCAGUCAGGAAAGACAGACAUCUCUGCAGUUGAGCCGAUAGUAGCUGUGAGCUAA